AUGGCCACCAACGGCCACCCAGCAACUCCYCCCGCCCAAGAGUCAGCAGCACCAUCAGCACCACCAGCAACAGCAACAGCACCAGCAACAACAGCACCAGCACCACCCUCCCCCAAAGCCCAACCAGCUCCCUCACAAACACAAACCCUCCCCGAAGUACCCCUAACCUCCACCCAAGACGACGGCCUCUCCAAACGCCCCCGUGACGCCCGCCUCAUCCACCUCGUCCUCUCCUCCCAAGGAAUCCACUCGUACCAAGAACGCGUACCCCUCCAACUCCUCGACUUCGCCUACCGCUACACCUCAGGCGUCCUCUCGGAUUCCCUGCGCCUCUCCGCCGAAGGCUACCACAACCCCCCCGCAGCCACCACCAGCACUUCGAAUGCUACGGGAGGAGCUCCCGCGCCUGCCGCAUCCGCCAAAGCAAAAGCCGCGGCGGAUGAUAGUGGGAAUAUCACCGUGACGGCUCUGCGGCAGGCGAUUGCCAGUCGGCAUGGAUAUGCUUUUCAGGGCGCUCUGCCCAAGGAAUUUAUGAUGCAGCAGGCGGCGCAGAGGAAUCUUAUUGGGUUGCCCAAGGUUGAGAGGGGGUAUGGCGUGCAGUUGCCGGAUGAGAAGUAUUGUUUGACUGGCGUUGGGUGGGGGUUGAAGGAGGGGUGGGAGAGUGAGGAGGAUGUGCCCGUGUUGCAGGAGGAUGGAGGGAGGGUGGCUGUGGUGGAGAGUGGGAAGGAGGAUGAGAGGAUGGGAGGGAUGGAUGGUGGGGCAGAGGAUGAUGAUGAUGAUGAUGAUGAUGAUGAGGGCGCGGGGAGGAUGGAGGAUGUCUUUGGCACGGAUGCGGGUGGGGAUACUAGUAUGAUGGAGGAUUGA
Molecule: messenger RNA, 864 nt
Organism: Ramularia collo-cygni
Lineage: Eukaryota; Fungi; Ascomycota; Dothideomycetes; Mycosphaerellales; Mycosphaerellaceae
Product: related to TFIID and SAGA subunit
Exons: 1
Coding region: 1-864 (287 amino acids)
Biological process (GO): RNA polymerase II preinitiation complex assembly; DNA-templated transcription initiation
Cellular component (GO): SAGA complex; transcription factor TFIID complex
Molecular function (GO): RNA polymerase II general transcription initiation factor activity; transcription coactivator activity; protein heterodimerization activity
Source: RefSeq, a predicted model, not a curated record